UAGUAGGAAUGAAUGCCUUGAAUGGGAUGGAAAAGAAAGAAAAUGAAAAGAAAAGAACUUUCCUUUAUUAUGAAUCACCCUCUCCUCACUUUUCUUGACACUUUUAUAGUCACUUGUCGGCACCUUUCUUCUUCUGGAAUUUGCUUCGGUUCCACAAACUAUCUUCUUUGCGUCUUGCACACCAAGCUACUUCAGUUCUGCAAUCCAAUAUUUCAAUGGUGGGUCUUCAAACUCUAUUAUUUCAUUAAGGCUGUAAUUAUGUAUGUAAGUGUGUCAAUUCAUUUCUACAUUCAAUUCUCAUGUUGAUUAAUUACUCAAUUGUAUUGUGCCCAUGCAAUUAAAUUUGCUGUUUUAGAUUUCUUAGCUCUUAAAAUGAUAUACUUCAAUGUUUCAUGAGGACAAUAAAUUGAUACAUACAUUAUGGCCGAAAUACCAAAUUUUGGGGCAUCAAAUUAUAUUAUGUUUCUUGUACAUGGAAUGAGCUUUAAUUAAUAAAAUCCUAUAAUGUUUAGCCAAAUUUUUAUUUUGAUGCAGUUUACGUUCACUGGAGUUCUAUACUUUUGUGCUGCUGUCAAUUUUACGUGCUGCUGGAGUACAACGAGAAUUAGACCAUGCUUCUAUAAUUUUAAUAUUUCGAAAUUGGGAAUGAACUAAAAUUUGUGUAAUGUAGGAAUAAAUAUAACUUGUUUUACCCAAGUACAUACACACGUCCGUAGGAAAAGAACCAUACUCACGAUGAACAUAAAGGACUAGAUUAUGUACACUAAGACCAAUACCAAUGAACAUGUACCAACUAGAGAUGUAUAUAUGUUCAUUCAACUUGUUAUCUAUGUACAUAUGUUCACUUGACUUGUUAUCCAUGUACAUUUGCGCACCAUGAUCUAUGUACUAGCAUGUGCCCCAUCUCAGCUUUGCUUAUUUCGAAAAUAAUUUGCUCAUUUGGUAAUUGUAAAUGAGCCUAAAUAUUUUUUGUGUUUCUUUUUGGUUGGCUCGUUUCUUUUCGUCACAUAUAUUGAUGAGAGGAGUCAUGUCGAGUACAAAACAGUGGCUAAAUAGGAAAAUACAGGUCAGCUAAAGAGAAAUAAAGGUAGUUGUUACAAGAGAAGAAUAUAUUCCGCUCAUUUUGAAGAAAAUUUGCCCAUUUGGUAAAUGUAAAACAACCAAAAUAGGUACAAGAAAGGAAUAGCUUCCAUACAUUUGCUCAUAUGGUAAAUAUAAAUGAACUAGAAAAACCCAUCAAAUUUGACUUGUCGUAGAAAGAUGCUCGCUAUACCUAUAAGCUCUAGAUUUUUUUAAUUAUCAUUUUUAAAAUAUUGAAUGAUUUGCCUAGGUGAUGCUCUAACCAUUUUAAUAACCCAAUUUGACCAUUCUGAGAAUAAUGUGUUCAUGCUGUUAUGUAGAGUUAAGUUAAGAACCCAACUUCCAAACUUAUCCAAACCAAUCACGUAGGCACCAUUUCUACCAGCAGUUAACAGAUCUGAACCCAAUUUACAUUAAUAAUUUUUAGAAAGAAAUUUUGACAAUUUGAUAAUCUGUUCAAAUGCGUAAGGCAGAACGAACUAAAAAGAGGAUCGAAGAAUCUAUGCAUAUGCAUCAUUCCAAACCUGGGGAAUGUAAGAGAAGUAACACAGCAGUAAGAAGCAAGGGAUGGAAUUUAUUACUUUACCCAUAGCUAACUAAUAAAAAAAGUAAGACUCGUGCUAAGGAUCUUUUAAACAAGAAGUAAUGGGAUCAAUGGCAGAGUCUUUAGCAGUUGAUGCAGUGAAAGCAGUGGCGCAAUUGGUGGGAGCGCAAGCUUGGGAUGAGAUAAAUCUUGCAUGGGGUUUCCAAGAUCACCUUGAAAAACUCAAGGACAAGUUCUUGGACACCCAAGCUUUCCUAGAGGAUGUAGGAAGUGCAAAGCAUGCAGAGAAGAGCCAAGUUGUUAACCGUUGGCUUGAAAAAGUCAAGGAUGUGGCUUAUCUUGCUGACAAUAUCAUGGAUGACUAUGCCUACCGAAUCCUCCGCAGAAAACUUGAGCUGGGAAAGAACAUCUCAUUGAAGAAGUUGUGCAACUUCUUCAGUUGCAACAAUAACACCAUAAUCUUCCGCUUUUGGAUGACUCACAAGGUGCGUGAGAUCCUUUCCAAGUUCGAUGAGCUGGACAAGGAAGCCCAUAGAAUUGGUAUCCGACAGGUGAAGCUUUCACGUGAAGCAAUUACCACUGCAUCUUACUAUGAGGAUGGUGAGAAUGCCAACUUGUAUCAAGUUCGAAAACAUGCUACUGCACGUGCUUCUGAAUUCGUAGGUAGGAAGGAUGAUGAGAAGAAGUUACUGCAAAUGAUUUGCAACACCACUAAUAUGGAGGGUGAUCUGUCCACCAUUGCCAUCCUUGGAAUUGGAGGUCUUGGCAAGACAACUCUAGCUAGACGUCUAUAUGAGCACGAGGAAGUUGAUGGACAUUUUGGGGAGAAAAAGGUUUGGAUAUGUGUGUCUGAGACUUUCCAUAUCGAAAGACUUUUGAAGGAGAUGCUUGAAUCACUUACAUCACGUAGAAUUGAUCUGUCUAACACUGGUGCGAUCAUAAAGAAACUUCAAGAAGAGUUAAAGGGAAUGAAAUUCUUACUUGUGCUUGAUGAUGUAUGGAACAAGAAUCAGGAGUUAUGGGAUUAUUUAAAAUCUGAACUGCAGAGAAUCGGCGAUGCAUCAGGAAGUGUAGUUUUAAUUACCACUCGUAGCGUUGAAGUUGCAACCAAAGCCCGAGCCAUCUAUCAGCACAAGUUGGAAGGAUUAUCGGAAGACGAUGGUUGGGCUUUGUUGAAGCAUAAAGUUUUUGCUAGUGAAAGGUUGCUAAGCAUUUCUGAAUUUGAGGAUAUUGGUAGAAGGAUUGUGAAGAAGUGUAAGGGAGUUCCUUUGGCAAUAAAAGCGAUGAGAGGCUUUUUGCAGUCAAAGAAGCAUCCAUCUGAAUGGGAAUCGAUAGUGACAAGUGAAUUUUGGGAUUUGCCACAAGUUGAUGAAAACUCAAUCUUACCAUCCUUAUUGCUGAGCUACAACCAUUUACCAUCUGUAAAUGUAAAGCAGUGUUUCGCUUACUGUGCCAUUUUCCCUAAAGACAGCAAACUGAAGAAGCAUGUUUUGAUUUCACUUUGGAUGGCUCAGGGCUUCCUCCAUGAAUCAAAAAUGAACAACUUAUCGUGCACAAUGGAAAAAGCUGGUGAGAGAUAUUUUGAUGUUCUACUGAACAAUUCGUUCUUACAAGAGGAAGAAGAAGUCGACGUAAUCGGUGAGAUUAGUUGGUAUAAAAUGCAUGAUUUAGUGCAUGAUCUUGCAGCCUUUAUUUCAAAAAAGGAUUUGUUUGUCUGGAAAUCAGGGGCCAAACUAGAGGAUAUCUUCAGUGUACGACAUAUUGUUAUCGAUUCUGGAAAGGAUGAAAUAACGCCAGAAAUUCCUACCAUAGUGGCAAUACGUAAUCUAAGGACAAUAAGUAUUUGGGGAGGUGUAUUAAGGUGGGAUUCAGUCAUUUUCGCGCGGUACAUGCGAGUAUUAAUCAUGGUUAAUAUUGAUCUACGAGAGAUUCCUCCUGUUAUUGGGCAGCUUAUACAUUUAAGGUAUCUUGACCUCUCUGAGAAUUAUAUAAAAGCAUUACCCGAGUCAAUCUGUAAACUUUAUCAAUUACAAACUCUAAGACUCUGGCACACCAUCAUAUUGUGCGAGCUACCUAAAGAACUGCAUAGGUUGGAAAAUUUAAGACAUAUAGAGACAACAGAUUACUUGUCGGCAUCAAGAGGACUACGACAAUUAACCAGCCUGCAAACGCUACCUCAUCUUAAGUUACGUGAUGGAGAAGGGUGGACAAUUGAUGAAUUAGGCCCUCUGCAUCAAGUAAGGGGUAAGUUGUACAUCAAGGGUCUUGAAGUUGUGAAGAACAAGGAAGAAGCACAAAAAGCUAUUCUUUGUAGAAAGGAUGGAAUUUCGGAAUUAAAAUUGGAAUGGGAAUCAUUUUGGCGGUGUAUACAAGGAAGUGACAACAACAAUUUGGAUAAGGAUGUUUUAGGUAGUCUUGAACCUCACCCAAACAUAAAAUCAUUAAGUGUAUCAGGAUUCAUGGGGGAAAGCUUUCCUUCUUGGAUAAUGACAAUGGUUGUAAAGCAAAGAGAUGUUACAAGCUCUCUUAGUAACCUCGCAAGCGUGGAACUAAGUGGUUGCAAGAGAUGCCAACAACUUCCUACACUCGGGCAACUACCUUUUUUGACGAUUUUGAAGCUAGAAGAAUUCGAGAAAGUGGAAUGUAUAGGCGAUGAGUUUUAUCAAAGCAGCACCAUCGCUGCAACAAAGCUUCAUCGUCUGGGUGCAGCAGGAGUAAUAUUUCGGGCUUUGAGGAAGCUUUAUGUUAAGAAUUUUGAGAGUUUGACCUCUUGGAUGUCACCAUCCCCGGCACUUGUGGCAACUGCUUUUCCUAGUCUUGAAACUCUAGAAAUAGAGAGAUGCCCAUUGCUGAAAAUGGUGCCAGCUUUUAAUUUUCAAUCCUUAAAGCAUCUAGAACUUGAAGAUCUUGGUGGCGCUCAACCAUUGGAUCUCAUAAGAUAUAGUCACAAUCUCAACUCACUCAGUGUACAUGAUAUUCUUGAAAUGCAAAGUCUACCUCAAGAGCUAUUAAAUUGUACUAACCUGCAGAAGUUACAUAUAUCGAGUUGUGAGAAUCUGAAGUAUUUGCCCAACGAAAUGUUAAGAUCUCUAACAGAGUUGGGAAUAUGGGAUUGCCCGUCUUUGACAUGUAUUCCAACUAGUUUGGGAGAAUGCACAUCUUUGAAGUCUUUGAGUAUAAGCGAUUGUCCAUCAAUACAAGGUCCUCUCCCAGAUUUAAGCACAUUGCAGGGCCUUGGGGAACUGGAUUUGGUUGAUUCGGGAAAGUUAAUGACUUCUGCAGCAAAGUGGAUUUCACAUCUCCAUCGCCUUUGGGAAUUGGAAAUAGGCGGGUUUAAAGAUGAAGAAGAAUUCAAACACUUCUUAUCUAGCAUGACUCUCCCACUCACCUUCAUAUCAAACCAAUCCCUUACGCGGCUUACUUUGAAGGCUUGCCCAAAUGUGAAGGCUCUACCUGAACAACUUCAAGUCUUCCUUACUCCUAGUCUUGAAUUUCUGCAAAUUUGGAGAUUUCAUGAUCUAGAAGGACUUCCAGAGUGGAUAGGCAAUUUUUCAUCUCUUGAAAUGUUGGUAGUAAUAGAGUGCGAGAAUUUGAAAUUUUUGCCUUCGAAACAGGCCAUGUUGCGUCUCUGCAAGUUAGAGAUGCUCAUUUUCCAUGGGUGCCCUCUAUUGGAAGAAAGAUGUGCCAAAGACACUGGACCUGAAUGGAUCAAAAUCUCACAUGUUCCUUUCAUUGAUUUUUAUAAAAUCCUUCCAGAAUCGGGGUAGCUCAAGAAGAAAGCAGAUGAAGUUGAUGAUUCUGGUGACUCUCUGCUAUCCGUUUUGUUGUGACUGGCAAAUGGACUUGAGUCAUCCUGGGCUUUACUCAACGGCUCGUAUUCCUUCUCCGACAAAAAUGUAUCAUUACAGUGAAGUUUCCAUGGUUCACCACUGCGUUUAGCCUUCAAUAAUGGAACGGGAGGUGAAAACUUGGGUAUACUUGCAGUGUCAAUAAGAAAAUCUUCCAACGUUGCUAGAGAUUUUAGCUGGUUUCCUAGAGAUAUGAUUGUCUGUUGACAAUCUGCAAGCUUUCCAGCUGCUACAGCAAGAUCCUCCUGCAUAUUACACAUAUGUAUUAGCAUCAAACUGUAUUCAGUUUCCAGUUUUAUACUUUUUACUACUAGAAGACAGGAAUUCAUUUGACUAUACUGUUACUACUCUUGCAUACUAAUAUAUAUACCGCAAAAGAAGAGAGCAAUUUAUGCAUUUCAA
Molecule: messenger RNA, 5874 nt
Organism: Beta vulgaris subsp. vulgaris (sugar beet)
Lineage: Eukaryota; Viridiplantae; Streptophyta; Magnoliopsida; Caryophyllales; Amaranthaceae
Product: putative disease resistance protein RGA3
Exons: 4
Coding region: 1726-5391 (1221 amino acids)
Biological process (GO): defense response to other organism
Molecular function (GO): ADP binding; protein binding
Source: RefSeq, a predicted model, not a curated record